Molecule: messenger RNA, 1664 nt
Organism: Zea mays
Lineage: Eukaryota; Viridiplantae; Streptophyta; Magnoliopsida; Poales; Poaceae
Exons: 2
Coding region: 185-1438 (417 amino acids)
Molecular function (GO): calmodulin binding
Source: RefSeq, marked validated
CUGGCCUGGGCUGGCCGCCUCCGACCACCGUACGUCCUCCACCGCGUCGCCGCCGGCCGGCCUCUGCCCAGCCCGGGCUGCCUGCGAGGGCUUCUGAUGGCCCUCGACGCCGUCCUUUCCUCCUAGUGCCCAGCUUUAUUGCAGAUCCAGCCCUCUGAUCCUCGUCUUCUUUCACCUCUCCAACAUGAAGGUCAACACCAAGAUCAAGCUGGAGCCGGUCAUGGCGCCGUCGUCGUCCCUGCCGCGGAGCGCCAGCGAGCUACCCGACCCGCCGUCACCGUUCAGCUCCAACACGGCGCACCACCCCGUCUCCGUGCCCACCACACCUAGGUUGUCCUUAUCGUGCUCGUCGUUCGGCCACAUGGUGACCCCGCCCACCGACACACCGCCGAUCACGCCCACCAAGAAGCAGGACGACAAGCCGAAGCCGACGCCGGAGGCCGCCACCGCGGCGAACUACGCGUCGUUGUGGUCGCCCAAGCGCCUCAUGCAGCGCGCUGCCCGCGCUUUCCGCCGCAGCAGGUCGCGCGCCCGCGUCAGGACGGUCAAGGACCUCGCCGAGGAACGGGCCUCAGUGCUCGCCGCCAGCAGCAAGGUCUCUGAUGAGGCGGCGGCGGCGGCUACCGCGGUGCCGCCUGCAGGUGCCAAGACCUCCAGCAGCAACGAUGCCCGCGACGGCGCCAUGGGCAGCGUGCAGGACGAGCCGCGGCAGCAGCGCCACGAUGACUAUCACCACCCCGAGAUCGUCCCCGAGAAGAUCAUACACGAGGACGCGUUGCCGGUCGUUGCUGCGGAGAAGGAGACUGCCGCCGCCGCCGCAACCUCGAAGGAGGAGGAGGAGGUGGAGUCGCCCAAGAAAGGAGCGGCUCUGUCGCCGGUGCCGGAGGCUAUCGUCAUCGCCACAGCCGCAACCUCGAAGGAGGAGGAGGAGGAGGUGGAGUCGCCCAAGAAAGAAGCGGCUCUGUCGCCGGCGCCGGAGCCUAUCGUCAUCGCCGCCGCCUUAACCUCGAAGGACGAGGAGGAGGUGGAAUCGCCCAAGAAAGAAGCGGCUCUGUCGCCGGCGCCGGCGCCGGAGGCCAUCGUUGCCGUAGCAGCAGUGGAAGACGUGGUGGCGGACAAGUUCGUGACGGUUGUGAAGGAGGCGAUCAAGAAGCAGGAGGCGGAGGAGGACGAGAAGGAGGAGGCAAUGCGGAGGUUCCAGGGCAGCCGUGUGAGGACGGCGUUGGAGGCGCGAGCGGAGUCGGAGCAGCCGCGUCGCCGAGAGGUGGCGCGGAGCAACGACGUGAUCGAGGAGGCGCGCACGAAGCUGCUGGAGAAGCGUCGGAGCAAGGUCAAGGCGCUCGUCGGCGCCUUCGAGACUGUCAUCGACACCAAGAAGGACAGCGACGACGCGGCCGCCGGCAAGCCGGAGCACCACAACCGCAACAAGUCGGCUUAAAUGAUUAAACGUAUACGCUUCGUGUCUUCUCCUUAAUUAUUAUAAUUAUUACUGGCCAGCCCAUCGCCGCAUGGAUGCAUGCACGGCGCUAAUUAAUCCUUCUUGCUACUAAUUAACUCCGGUUAAUUGGUGGCACACCAUGUAUAGCGUCGUGGAGUUCUCUAUAUUACACCAUAGAGGGAAAUGUGGAGACCGGUGUUGCAUUCUAUACAAUUUCUUCUUAUAA